Dreissena polymorpha is the source of this 3218-nucleotide messenger RNA. Its product is annotated as tRNA (uracil-5-)-methyltransferase homolog A-like. The transcript is spliced from 10 exons. NCBI's taxonomy places the organism in Eukaryota, Metazoa, Mollusca, Bivalvia, Myida, Dreissenidae. Bases 1 to 960 code for a protein of 319 amino acids. The record is from RefSeq and is a predicted model, not a curated record. Gene Ontology annotation, molecular function: RNA methyltransferase activity. Gene Ontology annotation, biological process: RNA processing.
AUGUCGCCGACCGUUGACUUCCCGAUCUUGAAUUGCUCGCCGAUGCCUUCAGAGAUGCUGUUCCAAGGGUACCUGGACCAGAGCCCAUACCCUGCCUUCAACCCGGAGACCCACGAGGGUUACUGGAGACAGCUGACAGUGCGCACUAGCAGGCUGGCUCACCUCAUGGUCAUGGUGGACUUUCACCCGCAGAGCCUUACACAGGAGACUCUGAAUAAAGUCAAGGAGAAUCUGAGGCAGUUCUUGAGUGAGAGCGAUGGCAAGGAUGUGACAGUCACCAGCUGCUACUUCAGGGCUCACACUGACAAAACUACUUGUUCAGAUGCCCCUUUCGAGCAUUUAUUUGGAGACAAGAGCAUCACAGAAUCUUUGCUCGGGUUGAAGUUUCAAAUUUCACCGAGUGCUUUCUUUCAAGUGAACACUGCCGGUGCAGAGGUAUUGUACCAGACUGUAGCUGACUGGUGUGGUCCCAGCAACUCUACAACGGUCCUCGAUAUCUGCUGUGGGACUGGCACCAUUGGUCUCACGGUUGCCCAAGUGAGUAAGGUGAUAGGUGUAGAGAUGUGUUCCCAGGCUGUUGAGGAUGCCAAGACUAAUGCACAGUUGAACGGUGUAACCAAUGUAGAGUAUCACUGUGCAAAGGCGGAGGAUAUCAUUAAGGAGGUCACAAGGUCGGUCCGCGGUUCUGAUGAGGUUGUUGCUAUAGUUGACCCACCACGUAGCGGACUGCAUUCCAGUGUCAUUGUGUCAAUUAGAAAUUGUAGAAAUAUCAAAAGAUUGGUCUACGUGUCUUGCAAUAUGAAUGGAGCCAUGAAUAAUUUUAUUGACCUUGUCCGUCCCACUUCCAAGAGACUGACUGGGUCCCGGUUUUUGCCUAUUAAAGCAGUUCCUGUAGACUUGUUCCCACUGACCAGUCACUGUGAAUUAGUUGUACUUUUUGAACGGGAGUCGGACAAAUGAUGUUAUUUUUUAACUGCCUUGUACUCUUUUUAUUGUAUUAAUAAAAAAUGAAAAUUAUAAGUAGGGAUGGCAAAAUUAUUCGAAUAUUCGAUUGAAUGGUCAGCAUUCGAAUAAUAAAAAUGAUAUUCGCAUCUUCGCAUGUUUUUCCAAACGUAAUUUCACCAAUAUUUAAUGACCUGCAAACCGCUUACAUAAAUUCAAACGAAAUCACUUGGUAGUAGCAUGUUUGACGUGACGUUAUUCGUGUCAAACUGAUAACGCGGCCCGUAUCAGCGUUGAUUGCGCAAUGCAAUAUACAAGCUCUUAGAAAGGUCCCGACUGUUGUUUGCCAAUGGGGUGCCAAUUAACGGUUUCAAUUGACUGGCGAAUAAUAAUUACGUUUUGUGAUCACAGUAUGUAUAGCCAUUAAAAUGUGUGAAUUACUCAAAUCGCGCAAUGCAAUAUACUUACUAUAAGAAAGGGCCCGAACUGUUGUUUGUCAAUUAGGUACCAAUUGAGGGCUUCAAUUUACUAGCGAAUAGUAAUUUAGUUUUUGUGAUCACAGUUUAAACAGACAUUUAAAUUACUCAAAAGUAACAGAUGAUAUUAAUUAAACAAUCAUCAAGGAAUCAUAAUUCAAAUCUGAAAAUACCACCAGCCCUUUCUGCAGUAUGGAAUGCUUUACACGGCCUGUGGAUAAGAAGACCGCAACGUGUAAUGUGUGUAAACUUAGUUUUACAUAUGCGCGGUCUGCUACAAAUCUGUGUAAUCAUUAAAAAAUAAAAUUCUAUGACACGAUGUUUUCAUUCUAUUUGUGCCCGAUCACAGUAUCGGUCAUAGUAUUAGUCGACAGCGAUACAAUUAUUCGAUAGCAACGUUAAUAAACAGCCUCGUAUUUAGCAAACGGAUAUAACUUACAAACCUAUGGAAAUUAACACAUAACAAGGAAAAAUCAAUCCAGCCGUUUUAUGCGAAUAUUCGAAUAUUCGAUUGAAUGAGUUUGCGAACAUUCGAAUACCAAUAUUGGUAUUCGAUGCCAUCCCUAAUUAUAAGGUAUUUGGUUAUUUUCAUAAAAGUCUGGCAGAAAAUGACAAAUACCCAACACUGAGGUGUAUAGUAAAUGUUUAAGUGUUUUUUGUAAGGGGAUAUGUUACUGAUGACGAAUCCAAGUGAUGGCGGGCUGGUAUCUUUGGGGUUUUCGAGAAAUCCAAGAUGGCGUCCAAGAUGGCCGCCGUUUGCAGCAUUUUUACGUAUAUGUUGAUAUAAUCAUGACUAUCAAUUAUUUUGGAUCUUUUCAGCCUAAAAUAGAAUAAUGUUAUGAUAGUUUAUGUUUUAGAAGUUAAAUAAUCGAAAUUAAAUGCCAGAUUAUAGGCAAGAUGACUGCAAAUAUGGAUGCUUAUGCAAAUAAUUGCAGUUAAAAUUCCAACCCACUGCAUUUAAUCGGAAUUUCAUGCUAUACAAAGUGAACAAGCUGUAUUUUUGAAUGUUAUUUUGUAAAGACUAUUCAAUAUUAUCUUCUUGAUCCCUUUAAUGUUAUAUUUUACCUAUACAUGAAGAGAUUACAGACAAGGAAACUAAGAAACCAUAAUUAACAUACAAAUGUACUGCAUAAUACACUAGGUGCGAACAUCAUGUAUACAUAUUCGUUAAGGACAAAUGAUUUACAUCCAUAAGACUGGACUACGCAAAAAAAUAAUUAUAAUUCUCAAUUAUGCUCCGACUACAUUUAAUAACAGUUUACACAAGUGACUUCCCUUUGAUAAGUGAAGAAUGUUUAAAGAUGAGUUACUUCCCUUGUGGCUUUCACCACUAUUAUCUCAGUCAAAAAACAUGGAUAUAUGGUUCUUCAGCUCAUUCAGCAAAUGUAGUGUAAAAGGAUAUUGGCUAUUGAGCGAUUUUAAUGACCGUAGAAACCACAGAUUCCAUUACAAAAUGGCACAAAAACAGGUUUUGCAACCGAAACUUCUGGCCGAAAAUGGUUGUGUCCGCGAAUAAUGCGAAACAAACUAGAUUUCAAAUACUAGUAACUGAACAAUGCGAAACAAACUGGAUUUCAUAUAACUGAACAAUGCGAAACAAACUCGAUCUACGUUACAUCCGGCAACCUUCAACAUAAAUGCACGAUUAAAAGUUGGGGGAACCGACACAUUUGCACAGUUCUCGGUAGUUAUAAGUGAUAUUUUAGAUAUUGCAGCUGGUUGCGCUUUCCCUAUUCAGCCGCGAAAACUGCACUAUGUUAUCAUUACAAAAGAAUACAUGAAAUAAAUGUACAGUAAUAA